Messenger RNA from Prunus persica (peach), 596 nucleotides. Its product is annotated as NADH dehydrogenase [ubiquinone] 1 alpha subcomplex subunit 2. Bases 72 to 368 code for a protein of 98 amino acids. Lineage: Eukaryota; Viridiplantae; Streptophyta; Magnoliopsida; Rosales; Rosaceae. The transcript has 3 exons. The record is from RefSeq and is a predicted model, not a curated record.
AUCUUCUUCAUCCUUGUGCUGAAGCGAAGAGAGAGAGAUUGAGAGAGUCUGAAACCCAAAAGACCAAGAAAAUGGCAUGGAGAGGAAAGCUAUCUCAGAACUUAAAGGAGCUUAGGGUUUUGCUCUGCCAAUCUUCCCCUUCAAGCGCAACCACCAGAACAUUUGUGGAGAAGAAUUACAAGGAUCUCAAGAGUUUGAACCCCAAAUUGCCCAUAUUGAUUCGUGAAUGCAGAGGGAUUGAGCCUCAGUUAUGGGCUAGAUAUGACAUGGGUGUUGAGAGGGGCGUUCGUUUGGAAGGUUUGACAGAGCCACAGAUCUCGAAGGCACUCGAGGAACUUGUUAAAGUGGGGGAGUCUCUUAAAGCCUGAGAAUUGACUGUAUGAGAUGAAAUAAAUGUAUAUUCGUGGGAAAAUCUUUCCUAUGAUGGCCUGCCCUUUCUUUAGAUCAGGUGUGUGAUGUGUAAGAUGAUUCUUUUAGGGUCAUUACUCAGUAUCGCGUGUUUUGUAGUUUGAAUAAUGCAUGUAUUUCCAUCUUCCAUUGAGACAACAAAUUUUCCAGAAAGGGUGUUCUUUGCUGCCUAUGCACCUCCUUUCCAA